This is a messenger RNA of Phytophthora nicotianae INRA-310, 977 nucleotides long. RefSeq lists its product as hypothetical. The record is from RefSeq and is a predicted model, not a curated record. The transcript has a single exon. Lineage: Eukaryota; Oomycota; Peronosporomycetes; Peronosporales; Peronosporaceae. Bases 21 to 824 code for a protein of 267 amino acids.
CAAUAAAGUCGUAGCGAACAAUGGCAACAAUAAUGCUUGCGUGGCUCGUGGUGCUGAGCGCCACGGUGCUGACGCUUGAGAUCCAGCGUCGGCUGCUGCUCGCGCGUAUGUUGGGUGCUUUGGUGAUGCUGCUGGGCUGGGGCUUUCUGCUGUCAUCCGAGUUGCAGCUCAAGGCUGUGUGCUGUGCCGUCGUGUACCACGGACUCGCGGAGGGUCUACGCCAGUGGCAGCGGAGCUUCCCGUGCGUAUUCGAGCGUCGAAAGGACCGUAAAGUGGUGCUGUGGCUGCUUUUCUGGGCGCGUGUCUUCAUCUGGGGUGCCACAUUGGGCGGAAUCGCCAUCUUCACUCUUCUAACUAGGUCCCAGGAGUCGACGAAGAACUCCCCGUCCUAUUGGCGAGAGGCCGCGAUGUUGGCGUUUUACUACGAAAUGGUGGAAGUACUGGUGAUGCUGUAUUUCGCAGACGAAGAGCUUCCUUACUUGUGGCACAAGCGGAUAGGCCACUGGCUCGGUGCGUUGCUCGUGGGGUUCCUAGAGAGCUCUGGACGACUGGAUGCCGUAAUACGAGGCCCCAUGUUGGCAGGCAUGUCACCGUUGGCACUCGUUGGCGUGCUACUUAUGGUCAUGUGGCUGUCGAUCGAGAUCCCGUGGGAUCGCAUCGCUGAGGCGACAAGUCCGAGUUUGGCUGAGGAGGAUUUAUACGAUAAAAUGCAGCCGCCAGGGCAUAACGGAGUGGACGAGAGGUUUGAAAGAUCCAGAACAAGCUGCAGGCGAGGGCUGUUUGUAGAGACAAGCAGAGACAAAGGCUUCAGCUUCCGACUGUGAAGAAAUGUGCUCAAGAACUCCAGAACUGGCAGACCUGCGUGGACUACAAGACCAAGAAUCAUACCCGUUGACAUGGCUCUCGACCAGUGACAUUCGUACUCUAUCACUCUACAUAUAGUAUUUAUUAUCAUUGAUUCCAGUCGUCAUUGUUGC